This is a messenger RNA of Penicillium oxalicum, 1392 nucleotides long. Its product is annotated as putative cyclopropane-fatty-acyl-phospholipid synthase. The record is from RefSeq and is a predicted model, not a curated record. NCBI's taxonomy places the organism in Eukaryota, Fungi, Ascomycota, Eurotiomycetes, Eurotiales, Aspergillaceae. The transcript has 6 exons. Gene Ontology annotation, biological process: cellular response to biotic stimulus. Bases 1 to 1392 code for a protein of 463 amino acids.
AUGACGACCCGCCACCCGGAGUCCACUGAGGACUUCGAGUUCAUUCAGACCCCGGAAGCUCCGGUGCAGAACAAGCCUGCGUUCGACUGCGGUGUCCCCACCACUCUGUACCCUGCUAUCAAGAAUGCUCCGGUUCCUGCGGACUCCCCUGGUAGUGACAGCUUCUCCAAUGGAUUGAUGAUCUUCCUGGUGGUCGUGAUCCCCUGGUACCUGGCUCGUCAGGUCGGAGGCGGUCUCUACACCACCAUUUUCUUCGCUCUCUUCACAACCAUCCCCAUUCUCAUGGCCUUCUGGACCGUGGCUUCUUCGAUCUCUCCCCGCAAGACUGAGAAGGCCAAGUACUGUGGCCGUCCCGUCGAGUACUAUCUGAACUUCCACAGCGAGCAUGACCGUGCCACCUACCAUGGCAAGAGCAAGAUUCCCAUGGAGACCUUCUACGAGAAGUACUUCAAUGGCGAGGUGGACUUCAAGAUGGAUGCUCUGGAGGCUCUAGAGUACCGUCAUGACUGGGCCAACUUCAAGUUCACUAUGGGUCUCUUCAAGCACUUCCUGUUUGGCUUCAUUCCCGAGAUGCUGAUGCAUACUCGUUCUCAGGACGAGGAGCAGGUCCGUGACCACUACGACAGAGGUGAUGACUUCUACGCUUGGUUCCUCGGCCCUCGUAUGAUCUACACCUCUGGUAUCAUCAGCGACAUCAACAAGGAAGAGACUCUUGAAGAGCUCCAGGAUAACAAGCUGGCUGUCGUCUGUGAGAAGAUUGGAAUUCAACCCGGUGACAAGAUGCUCGACCUUGGCUGCGGCUGGGGUACCCUUGCCAAAUUUGCCUCCGUUCACUACGGUGCUCACGUCACUGGUAUCACUCUCGGUCGUAACCAGACUGCCUGGGGUAACAAUGGUCUCCGCAAGGCUGGCAUUGAGGAAUCCCAGAGCCGCAUUGUCUGCUCCGACUACCGUGACUCCCCGCGCGUUGAGGGUGGCUACCAGAAGAUUACCUGUCUCGAGAUGGCCGAGCACGUUGGUGUCCGUCACUUCUCAAGCUUCCUGUCCCAAGUCUACGAUAUGCUCGAGGAUGACGGUGUCUUCUUCCUGCAGAUCGCCGGAUUCGUGGUGGACCGCCUUGAGGGUGCCGGUUUCGAAAUCAAGGCCGUCGAUACCAUUGGUGUCCACUACUCCGCUACCUUGUGGCGCUGGUACCGCAACUGGAUGGGCAACAAGGACAAGGUCGAGGCCAAGUACGGCAAGAGAUGGUUCCGCAUCUGGGAGUACUUCCUGGCUUCCUCUACAAUCACCUCUCGCCAGGGUGGUGCCACCUGCUGGCAGCUCACCCUCGCCGCUAUUGAGCGCGCCAAUGGCGUUCUGCCCAAGGCCCACAUUGUUAAGAAGGACCUGUAG